AUGUGCGACGCCGACCCGGCGCGGGCCGUACGGCGCCGGCUCGUCCUGGCUGCCGAGGCUGGCCUUGCGGCCGCAUGCGAUCCCCCGGACGACGACCUGUCCGCCGAGGCCGAUGACCACCGGGUGGCCCAGAUCACUCGCGCCAUUUUGGAUGCCCUGCCGGUCGCGGGGCAGCCCCUGGCGGACCUUCCGCUGGCGCAGGCCCUGACGCAGGAGCUCGCCACCGGCGCCGGCGCCGAGGCGCAUCGUCUUGCGGCCGAGGCUGGCGCCUCCAUCACCCAGUCGCUUCGGGACCUGACCGGCGCGCGGCAAGCCCUGGACGAGCUCCACCUGCUGGCGGACGCCGAGAAGGCGGCGGCCGUGGCCGCGCGCGACCCGGCCCGCCUCGACCACGACCCCCAGGGGACCGUCCACCACACGGUGGAGGGCCUGCUUCGGCCGACCGCGCGCGCCCUGCUCGACGCCAUGGAGGCCGAGCGGGCCAUGCGCGUGGCCACCAGGCUGGCCGGCCUGCGCGCCGGGCUCGGGGCCCUGCCCGGGCCGGCCCGUGACGCCGGCCUGGCCCUGCUGAGCCGCCAUGCCCUCGGGUCGCCCCGUCAGCUGGCCCUGGCGGCGGUGGCCCGCGCGGCGGACCUCCUCGGCGCCGGGCCCGUGCCGGCCGUCCCCCGGUCGCAGGUCAUCCGCCUGGUGGACGGCCACGCGGCCUGUGCCCAGGUGGCCUCCACUUUGGGCCCGAGCGCGCCGCCAACCUUGGCCGCCACGGCCCGGCGCCUGCAGCAGGAGUUCCUCGCCACCGCGUGCAUCGUGCUGACCUGUGCCAUCCUCCGGUCGGCGGCGGCCGAAUUUGACUGGCCCCGGCCGCCCGGCAUGACCGACCAUCCGGACCCCGGGCCCCUGGCCCCGGCGGAUCAGCUCACCUUCUCCGAGGCAUUCCUCAUUUUCCUGUCGCUCCAAUCCUCCGAGUUUGGCACCAUCCUCCCGGCGGCGGAUGCCGGACACACGGCCCCGGGGCCCGGGCUCCUCCCCCUGCGAGCCAUGGUGGCCCCCCUCGCAGCCCAGUUCACGGGGCACUUCCGACCCGCGGCGGCCGACGCCCGCCUGGCCCUUCUGAGCAAGCCCGACUGGGCGUGUGCGUACAUUUUGUCGCUCUACCAGCGGCACUCGGCCCGGGUGGCCGACAUGUGCCAGGUCCUGGUGGAUGCCUUCCUUCGGGUGCAGGCUCAGGAGCGCGCCGCGCGCCAGGCCAGCGUGGCAGCGCCCUCCGGCCCGGCCAGCCUCGACGUCCUUGUGAGCAUCUUCGCCGCGCGGCUGCUGGUGUUCGCGGCGCGCGCACUCGAUGCCGCCGACCCGGCCGGCGGGGCGUCUGUCGCGCUAGCAGGCCUGGCGCCGGCCCUGCAGCCGGUUGCCCUGCUCGGCAGCCCGACCGCGCUAUUCACCCUCAUGACCGAGUCCCUGCUGCCGGGGGCCACGCUGGCUGAGCGCCCGGCCCCGCGGCUGCUGCUCCCCCGUGGCGCGAUCAGCCCACUCACCGGGCAGGAUUUCCUCCAGUACGACGAGCUCGACCUCCUGUCGGUGGACUUCGCCGAGUACUUUGUGGCCUGCCUUCGCCGCGGCGCGCCGGAAGACCCGGCGGAUGAAGUGGACGACGAUCCCGUGGCCGUGGGUCUGCGCCUGGAGGGCAGCCUGCCGGCGGGGCUAAGUCUGCCGGCGAGUGGCGGCCUGCACGCGGCCUUCACCAAUGCCCAUGACCGGCUGCUGGAGGUGGCCGCAUCGCCGGGCUUGCCUGCACUCCCGACCGAUGGGCCAGCCGCUGAGGACCUGAUCGACGAGCCGGCCCCCGGAUCCGGGGACCUGGCCGCCGCCUCGGCCCUGGUUGUCACGCUCAUCGGCGGCCUGGUGGCCGGGGCCGGGGCCGGGCCCGAAAGCCGGUCCUCACCGGAGCACGCGCACUUCCCGCUGGUCUGUCUCGCCCGGGCGGUCCUCCACUCCUGGGUGUAUGUCUCAGUGUCGGGCUGA
Messenger RNA from Fonticula alba, 2016 nucleotides. RefSeq lists its product as hypothetical. The record is from RefSeq and is a predicted model, not a curated record. Bases 1 to 2016 code for a protein of 671 amino acids. NCBI's taxonomy places the organism in Eukaryota, Rotosphaerida, Fonticulaceae. The transcript is spliced from 6 exons.